AUGAAGCAGCCGUACCGAUCAACGUGGCGGGUGUAUCUUCCCGGCUUGUUUGUGAUGUCGAUGUUUAGUGUUGUGGUUUAUUUUAGUCGGACGCGCUCCGAUGUGGUGAAGCACGGUUACGAUUUUGUUCCCAUCUACUCUGAGGACGGCAAGCUUGAGGGCUUCACACAUCCUGUGCUCGUGAAAGCGGGCAACCAGUACCGCGAGAUGGGGGAAGAACGGAGGGCGCGAUGA
Leishmania mexicana MHOM/GT/2001/U1103 is the source of this 234-nucleotide messenger RNA. RefSeq lists its product as hypothetical. The record is from RefSeq and is a predicted model, not a curated record. The transcript has a single exon. Lineage: Eukaryota; Euglenozoa; Kinetoplastea; Trypanosomatida; Trypanosomatidae. The coding region runs from base 1 to 234 and encodes 77 amino acids.